AUGAUUGUGUCCAAUACGAUACCGGCAAAAAACCUUAGCGUUCUGUACGAACAGCCCAUGAAGAAUGUGGUUGGUGAAGAUCAGAAAGAAGACUUGGCUAGCAGAAUUGCAAUAUUCGGUCACGAAGCCGAGAAGACGACUACAAAAGCUCCAACAAGUACGGUGGCAUUACACACAUCGACGACGUCAUUGCCAUCUUCAGCGAGUACAGCUCCAACACGCACAGCGACUUUGGCAACACCGACAAAAGUGGUACCAGUAUCAACAACAUCAGUACUGACAUCGUUAGUCACAGCCCCCGUGAAUGCCACUACAGUACAUUCUCCAUCGACAACGGCACCGACAACGUCACCCGCAACAGCACUAGCGAGCACUGCUACAGCACAGGCCUUGACAACAACAACAUCCAUCUCAACAGCUACGUUGACGACUUCGACGGCUGCAGUUCUCACAAACAGCUCUACUGCAGCGACUGUGAUAACUGAGCAGCCUGCUUCGACUCCGAUCAGCGAAUUUCCGACGAGUCCCAGUACAGUACCGGUGUCGACGGCUACACAGCCUGCUUUGACUUCUACGAGCUAUGUUCCAAUAAGCUUCAGUACAGUACCGACAUCUACAGAAACCCCUUCGGUGACCGCAUUAUCGACCUCGAUGACGGCAUUCCUGACAAACACCACUACAGCACAGGCCUCGACAAGUGCAUUGCUCGAAUCCACAAGCACACUGCUAUCCAGUACAGUAUCGGGUUCAGCAACUACAGAAACUACUUUAACGCCUAAGGCUUCUACAUUAACGACAUCGGCGGCACCCCUAACAAACACUACUGCAGCAGAAACCCAUACAACUGCACCUCUCGAAUCGACAAGCACACUGCAAUCCAGUACA
Messenger RNA from Cooperia oncophora, 885 nucleotides. Lineage: Eukaryota; Metazoa; Nematoda; Chromadorea; Rhabditida; Trichostrongylidae. The record is from the annotation of a GenBank genome assembly.